Sporisorium graminicola is the source of this 1098-nucleotide messenger RNA. RefSeq lists its product as uncharacterized. The record is from RefSeq and is a predicted model, not a curated record. Bases 1 to 1098 code for a protein of 365 amino acids. NCBI's taxonomy places the organism in Eukaryota, Fungi, Basidiomycota, Ustilaginomycetes, Ustilaginales, Ustilaginaceae. The transcript has a single exon. Gene Ontology annotation, molecular function: NADP binding; oxidoreductase activity, acting on the CH-OH group of donors, NAD or NADP as acceptor; NAD binding.
AUGGCAUCCCAAUCGCAUCUCGGCAGCGCCGCUGUUGCCGCCAACAUCAACAUCCCUUACAGCACGCCAAGCACUCCUCAUCCUCAGCACCAGGUCGGAUGGAUUGGUUUGGGAAACAUGGGGGUCAAGAUGGCUGCCAACCUGGCCAAGCACAUGCGCGAAAUGUCGCCGCCUCUGCCUCCCCUCCUCGUGUACAACCGCACCACAUCCAAGGCGCAGGCUCUCGAGAAGGAGCUUGACGGCCUCGCCAAGGCUGUCGACUCGGUCGAGGCGAUCGGUUCACGCUGCGAUCUCAUCUUCACCAGCUUGUCGGACGACGAAGCAGCCGAGCAGAUCUACGACGAGCUCCUGCAGGCCGAGGAGAAGCGUGUGGGUAAGCAUACGCAGGAACGCAUCUCGAGCGGCUUCUCUACGCUUCUUAUCGACACGAGCACGCUCUACCCGGCCACGACGGGUAAGCUCGAACGCAAGAUCUCGGCGCUCCCCAAACGUCAUUUCGUCGCCGCACCCGCCUUCGGCCCGCCUCCCAUGGCGGCCGACGCCAAACUCGUCUUUGCCGUAGCAGGUCCGUACAACUCGAAGAAGUUUGCCUCCCAGUUCCUCGUCCCCGCCAUGGGCCGCAAAAUCAUGGACUUCGGCUCCAACCCGGAACGCGCCGCCAGCUUCAAACUCAUCGGCAACUCGAUCAUCGUCUCCACGAUCGAGAUGCUCUCGGAAACCAUGACGCUCGCCGACAAGACGGGCGUGGGCAGCGAUCGAGUCUUUGAGUGGCUCCAAGAGUUUUACCCCGCCCCUUCGGCGUUGGGUUAUGGCAAGAAGAUCCUGGAAAGCAACUUCAAGGGUGAGAACGGCUUCACGCUCGAUGGCGGUAUCAAGGAUGCCUCGCACAUUAUCAAGUUGGGUGAGUCGGUCGACUGUCCUCUACCGAUCAUCGAGCUGGCUCGACAGCACAUGGUCUCGGCGAGAGCUAUCGGUGGUGCUAAUCUGGACUGGAGCUCGCUCAGUGCCGGGUUCAGGGUCACCGCCGGUGUGGAGCCGUUUGAGAAGAAGGAGAUGCUGAAAAAAUGGGCUCAGUCGGAACACAAGCCCUCGUCCUAG